Macrobrachium nipponense is the source of this 3135-nucleotide messenger RNA. RefSeq lists its product as uncharacterized. The coding region runs from base 134 to 2500 and encodes 788 amino acids. The record is from RefSeq and is a predicted model, not a curated record. NCBI's taxonomy places the organism in Eukaryota, Metazoa, Arthropoda, Malacostraca, Decapoda, Palaemonidae. The transcript has 3 exons.
UUCCUUGACAAUAAUUUCACGAUUCUACCCUGACGGAUUGUCUGUUCUGCGAGUGAAAUGGAAGAGAGAGAGCAGAAGAUGGAGGAAAGGGUUCCUGCAAUGCAGUGGAAGGGUUUGACCAGCGACCUUAAAUAUGUGGAUUAAUUUAUCCAGGCAACAAAGCACCAAGAGAAGUUCCCCCCAAAUGCCAGCAGCCGCCCAUUCUUCCAUCCCUCCUCCAGGACCGCCCUCGCGGCCAGAGAGGAGAAAAUCUGGCGAAAAUAAGAAGAGUGAAAAAGAGAAACCGAACAACCAGUCGGUCUCUAAAGAAAGGACGAAGUCUCCUCUUUCAGCGCAUCAGUCACCGGAAUUUAUUGCUGGAAAUUAUGGGUCGCCUUCCGUGGGCGCAAGGAAUGCUUGGGGCUCUCCAACCCGCAGUCAGAACGAAACGGCAGCAGCAGCAGCAGCAACUAAACCUGACAGGGGCCCUUGGAACCGAGAUGCCCGAAACCGAAAAUCUUUCAGGUUUUCCGGGCACAUUACAGAUUCUGGCGCCGAUAGAAACGUUCUGCCACUUUGGUUAGAGGAAACGAGCGGUGCCAGGCAAAGUGGACAGAAUUUCAAUAGCAACAGAAGUGAAGUAGGUUCCAACGAUGCUUCUUUCGAGUCGAGGUGGGAUUCUCUGAAUGGUGGGAACAAAAAGCAAACGCAAGUGUUCACUGUCCGUCCGCCUGGAUGGGAGGACGUUGACCAACAUGUGAGGCCAAAGAGAAAAAAGCCAGUCAAGAAAAACCCAAGUUUUUGCCCAUCGUUUACAAUUAAUGACGCUUCAAAAUGCAGCUUAGAACCAAAGGCAUCUGCUGACAUCCGCCCCCUUUCUCCUCCUCGAACUGCUAGCGCAGAAGUUCCGCGCGUGACUACUAUUGGUCCUGUCAGCAACAACAACACGCAUGAUGCUUUCAACAUGACUGAGUUAUCUGCCAAUGUUGACAGUGUUACUAUGGGUUCUUUCUUGCAAGAAAAAGUGCAGUUUUCGAUGUCAAAUCUUGCUCCUCAUUCAGCUUCAAACUCCCCGACCCGGACCCCAUCACAGUCAUCAACCUCUGGAAUUACAGAUCGACAUCUUUGGGCUUCGACAGACAGCUUUAUAUGUGAAGACUUCUCAUUUUGCAAAGGCGUCCCACCAAAUAAACCUCAGGAAGAGAGACUAUCACAACAUUCUCCUCCAAGAUCCUUUUCUCAAGUGUUACUGCAUCCACAAAACAUGAAUGAACAACAUCUCACAGGUCAUGAUGAUUUGUAUGAGGAUUUAGAUGGGGAAUCUUCCUUUAAAACGUCUUUUGAUCGGAUAUGCCUGGAAACAGAGGGUGCAAGUUACAGUUCUAUACAUACUGCAAACUCUAACAACAAUGUAAUAGGUUUCGAAGCAUCGUGCCAUUUAGAUGCUGGAAACAUAACUGAAGGAGAUUCUAGUUUCUCGGCGGCAUCCAACUGCAUAGCAUCCCAAAUAGAGCCAACCUGCCAGGAGGUGUCUUGUUCUCCUUACGGGAUCAAAGAGGAUUCUACCCGUGACAACUGGAUCAGGUUUGAUUGUGAAUCUCUGAACAACUUAGCCGGAUCUUCUACUGGCGUUAGCUAUGACAGUGCUGGGAGCACAAUCUCUAAAACUGAUGACAUUGAUUUUGUGCACCAGUCAAAUUUUGAUAUGUACGACGGGAACCCAUCAGAGCCUGUCACUUCACCUACCUCACCUGUAUUGCAUAGACAUUUUAGUGGUAGUACGCUUAACCUUGUGGAACCCCGUUUGCACCAAACACCUGAGAUUUAUAAAGGCCAGCUAGUUAGACAUUAUUCAAUUAGAGGUAAGCGGGCUGGCAAACGAGUCACUAGAACUGUUAGUCAAAAAAUGAAACCACCUGAAUAUGGAAAGCUCACUGAACCUGUUGCCCCCCGGUUUUCGAAGGCUGCUCUUACUAUGGUUUCUGGCCCAGGGUUGUUUGAACAAAAUACUCUGCCAAUAGACAAAACAGUAGACACUGAGGAAGAUGCUCAAGUCGAAGAAACAGAGACAGAACAAAUACUAGAAUUGCCAACACUGACUGAGGGCAGUUCAGACUUUAAUCAAACAAACAACUCGACUCUCUCUCCCGGCUUGCCAAACAGAGCCGGAUCACUAAGGGUGCCGCGUCUACCAAGCAUAUUCUUGCGCCGAUCUGUAUCUCUCAAUGCGCCCAAAGUGAGCAGAGGUGAAGUGCCAUUCCAGCGAUUGCCCGAAAGGAAAGGCUCUUUCAGGAAGGCUAUGGGUGCAAUCGCUAGAAGUUUCCGACGAAGACCCGGAGAGAGAGUUCAGGCCAAUGAGCUGUCGAGUCACAUCGCAGAAAGGGCUUCUGGUAGCGCCAUUCCCCCGCGUUUACAUCGUAGUGGAAGCACAGGGUCUUCUUUCAGACAGACACCAAAGGCACCUAGGCUGCCUCGCAGAACCAUUAGCCACAAGCAGAUUUCGCCAAAUGAACCAAAAUGAAAGUCUGAUGACCUCGUGUAGUGUUGGUGCCAAUUUUAUUUUUAUUGUUACUGUUGCUGUUGGCAUUGCUUAAUUACCGUUAACAUCAGUUUUUUCUACAAACAUGGUCAUUCUUAUUAUUCUGAAAGCAAUGCACAUUUAUGAUGAACACUAUAUGAUCAUUCCAAAUCAAAAUUAGAUUAAAGGUAAAAUUAACUGCAAAACAAAAGUUGAUUAGCAUCACAAGGAAAAACGCAUGUUAGUGAUAAUUUAUGCACAGUAACUAGAGACCCCUUUUUAAGUAUCCCUGCUCGAAAAUAUAUGAAAUCGAAUUAGCAACAAAAAAAAGCGACCUGGGGACGAAUAUACCCACGCUCAUACGCGUGUAUGUAUUGAGAAGCCUUUGCAUUUUUUCGUCAUUCUAAAAUAUGUUAAAAAAAAAUCCACAUUUACAUUUUAACGUUACACUGAUGAGGAACACCGUUCAGGUAUUCGAAAGUCUUUGUUUUUUUACAUAGAAAUAUAUUUUGAUAUAUAAUUGUGGAUUUUUUAACAAUUUGUUUUUACGAGACUGAAUUUCUUAACAAGCAAAAUAUAUUUCCUCGGGUCACCUAACGCUGUGUUUUAAGUGUAUAUAUAUAUAUAUAUAUAUAUAU